ACUGCGUUAAUACACCGUCACUAUGGUACACUACCCUAACCUGAGAGUGAUCCUCUAAUAAAGGGCGGGAAAAGAAGAGCAUACUGCAGAGAGAGAGAGAGAUGGCGCCUGUGUUGCAGAGUUCUCAGCCAUGGGUGGAGAAAUAUCGACCAAAGCAAGUGAAGGAUGUGGCUCACCAAGAAGAGGUAGUUCGGGUCCUCACCAAUACCCUCGAGACUGCAAAUUGCCCUCACAUGCUUUUCUAUGGUCCUCCUGGAACCGGCAAGACUACUACAGCGCUCGCUAUUGCUCAUCAGCUGUUUGGAGAACUUUACAAAUCUAGAGUGCUAGAGCUCAAUGCAAGUGAUGACCGUGGGAUCAAUGUUGUUCGAACCAAGAUCAAGGAUUUUGCUGCUGUUGCUGUAGCUACUGGUGCUCGUCAGGGGGGUUAUCCAUGCCCACCCUACAAAAUCAUUAUCCUAGAUGAGGCUGAUUCAAUGACUGAAGAUGCUCAGAAUGCAUUGCGUCGCACGAUGGAAACCUACUCCAAAGUUACAAGAUUCUUUUUCAUCUGUAACUACAUCAGCAGAAUAAUAGAGCCACUUGCUUCUAGAUGUGCCAAGUUUAGGUUCAAACCACUUUCAGAAGAUGUCAUGAGUAGCCGUAUUUUGCACAUUUGUAGAGAAGAGGGCCUCAAUCUGGAUUCAGAGGCUCUUUCAACGUUAAGCUCAAUCUCUCAAGGUGAUCUUCGACGGGCCAUAACAUACUUACAGGGAGCUGCUCGUUUGUUUGGCUCAUCGAUUUCUGCUAAGGACCUAAUAAAUGUCUCUGGGGUCAUCCCUCAGGAUGUUGUUCAGGCUCUCUUUGCAGCAUGCAGAAGUGGUGAAUUCGAAUUGGCAAACAAGGAAGUCAAUAAUGUAAUUGCAGAGGGAUAUCCAGCUUCUCAGAUGCUUUCCCAGUUGUUCGAGGUAGUAGUGGGAGCAGAUGACAUAUCAGAUGAACAAAAGGCAAGAAUCUGCAAGAGACUAGCUGAAGCAGACAAGCGUCUUGUUGAUGGAGCAGAUGAAUAUUUACAGUUGAUGGAUGUAGCCAGCAGUACAAUGCGAGCCCUUUGUAACAUGCCAGAGGAGUUCUCCUAUGAGUAGAACAGCCCAUGAUUAUCUUAUUUGGAUUGCUCAGCACCUCCACCAACAAAAGUAACUUGUCGUUGGAAUUCUUGUAGUAGAUCAACUGUUCAUGUUUGAAUUGAUAAGCAUCUAUUUAUAGAGGAACUUAUCAUGUAAUUACAAGUUUUAGAAAGAGAACCAACAUUGCUCAUGCCA
Molecule: messenger RNA, 1301 nt
Organism: Macadamia integrifolia
Lineage: Eukaryota; Viridiplantae; Streptophyta; Magnoliopsida; Proteales; Proteaceae
Product: replication factor C subunit 4
Exons: 12
Coding region: 102-1124 (340 amino acids)
Biological process (GO): DNA-templated DNA replication; DNA repair
Cellular component (GO): nucleus; DNA replication factor C complex
Molecular function (GO): ATP binding; DNA binding; DNA clamp loader activity
Source: RefSeq, a predicted model, not a curated record